Messenger RNA from Pipistrellus kuhlii (Kuhl's pipistrelle), 594 nucleotides. RefSeq names its product angiogenin (gene ANG). Gene Ontology annotation, biological process: antibacterial humoral response; defense response to Gram-positive bacterium; innate immune response. Lineage: Eukaryota; Metazoa; Chordata; Mammalia; Chiroptera; Vespertilionidae. The coding region runs from base 1 to 492 and encodes 163 amino acids. The transcript has a single exon. The record is from RefSeq and is a predicted model, not a curated record. Gene Ontology annotation, molecular function: RNA nuclease activity; nucleic acid binding.
AUGAUGAUGGGCCUGGGUCCCCUGUUGCUGAUCUUCAUACUGGGUCUGGGUCAGACCCCACUGAUCCUGGCUCAGAAUGACAGCAGGAACAGACACUUUGUGGCCCAGCACUAUGUUGCCAAUCCAAGUGGCCGCAAUGGCAGAUACUGUGAAACCAUAAUGAGGAAAGGAGGGCUGACUUCACUCUGCAAAGACACCAGUAACAACAUCAAGGUCAUCUGUGAAGAUGAGAAUGGAAUGCCUUACAGAAAAAAAUUCAGAAUAAGCAGGUCUCCUUUCCAGGUCCUACUUGCAGGCAUAAAGAGGGACCCCUGGCCUCCCUGUCAGUACAGAGCCACAUCAGGAUCCAGAGACAUAGUUGUUGCCUGUGAACAUGGUUUGCCUGCCCCUUUGAUGAAUCCUUUUACCAUCCAUAACCAGCAGGUCAGUGGCCCCAAGUUCGUUCUGCUCUCCAUUCCUGGCACUUCCCCACAUACUCCCAAACAGUGGUGACUACAUUCAUUGUCAGGGGCCCAGAAAAUGAGCUGCCUGGAUCUUUUGUUUUCUAUUUUACAAUAUGUUAAUAAAUAAAAAUGUCUCUGAAAUCAAUAAGAA